AAGGUCUGCGCUGACAGUCGUGAUUUAGAAAAUCGUCUAAACGAAAGGGAAUGAUAUAAAAAGAAAGAUAGAUAUGUUGCAAUGUGUGAUCAUUAAACCAUGCAUUGCAGAACCAGGAAAAUAAUUAUAGCAAUGGCAAGGUAGCUAGUGCCCAAGGCGCCUGUGCUAACCUUAGCCCCUAUAGGCACGGCUAAAUAUCUAGCUAGCUAACUAUUGUUAGAUAAAAUGCUAGUUUGUUAACAUUGUCAAAUGACAUGCUCGUAGGCAAUAGCACUUGGCAUAUUCUUAUUGAGUGUUUUAAGCAAACGUUAGUAUAUUUUUUGCCCAUAUGGGGACGCAAGAGACCGCUGGGACCAUAGAGAACCGUAUUCUAAUUUCUAAUUCUAUGGCUGAAAGCUUGGCUAGCUGGCUAACCAACUGGUGUUGUGCCACAGAUCCAGUUUGCCAAUCAUUGGUGAGUUCUCGUUGAGGAGGAGGCAAUGACAAGCAGAGCGGAGACGUGACAGACUGUCUUCUGUGACCCGACCAUCGAAGUAGCUAAUCCUGUUGACAAUCUGGGAACGUUUACAAUUUUUCCAAAUGCAUCCAGAGAGAGACCCCUCUCCGUGGAUCAGAAUGCGAUCCAAGAAGAACAGAUGAUGCGAAAAAGCUUUCUAGGCAGAGCAGGGCAUGAAAUAUAUAAAUAUAAAUCAACGAGAACUGCACACAUGCUGACAGAACCAGCUCAUUGAACCUGUAGGAAGCAUGACAGCAUAUUCCUGUAUAUUUGAUCUAUUUAUUUAUUUUGGUGAAGUAGAAAUGAUUGUGUCUGUAUUUCACCACCGGUUUCCAUAUUUGCAUGUACUAAUUCUAUCAACCGAUUAAAGAGAUCAGUCAGAAUUUAUUUUUCAAGAUGACGGUGGAGGGUUCCACAAUAAAGAGUCGGAUCAAAAAUCUGCUUCGCUCGCCAUCUAUAAAAUUGAGAAGGAGUAAAGCUCUGAACAACAAAGAAAAUCUCGCUAACAAGGUGACACUGGAGAAGGUGCUAGGGAUCACAGCAUUUGGGAACCGCGCUUUGGCUUGUGACCCUCGCUCUGGACUCGUGGCCUACCCAGCUGGAUGUGUGGUGGUGCUGCUGAACCCCAGGAAGAACAAACAGCAUCACAUCCUCAACAGCUCCAGGAAAACCAUCACCACUCUGUCAUUUUCACCUGAUGGCAAAUUUGUGGUCACAGGAGAGAGUGGACACAUGCCUGCUGUGCGGGUGUGGGACGUUGCAGAACGGACCCAGGUUGCUGAGUUACAGGAACAUAAGUACGGCAUCUCCUGUGUGGCGUUCUCCCCCAACAGCAAGUACAUUGUCAGCGUGGGAUACCAGCACGACAUGAUUAUCAAUGUUUGGGCCUGGAAGAAAAACAUAGUGGUGGCAGCCAACAAGGUGUCCAGUAAAGUCACAGCUGUGUCCUUCUCCGAUGACAGCAACUACUUUGUCACGGCAGGGAACAGGCACGUAUUCAAGUUCUGGUACCUGGAUCACACCAAAUCGUCCAAGGUGAACGCCACGGUUCCUCUACUGGGUCGCUCGGGGCUCCUGGGGGAGCUGAGGAACAACUUCUUCUCUGACGUGGCAUGUGGGAAGGGUCGUAAAGCCGGCAGCACCUUCUGCAUCACCUCCUCAGGCCUGCUCUGCGAGUUCAGUGACAAACGCCUGCUGGACAAGUGGGUGGAGCUAAGGACCAGUCAGGCCACAUCUCUGUCUGUGACGGACGAACUGAUCUUCUGUGGCUGUGCCGACGGCACGGUUAGGUUCAGCCCAGUCAACCUACACUUCAUCUGUACCCUGCCACGCCCACACUGCCUGGGCACAGACAUCGCCACCGUUGUGGAGGCUAGUCACCUCUUCAGCCACAAGAUGGACGCCCGGUGUCCAGACACGGUGGCUGUAUCUUAUGACCCUGCGAGCCGCUGGCUGUCCUGUGUCUACAACGACCACAGCCUGUACGUGUGGGACGUACGGGACCUCCGCAAAGUGGGCAAGGUCUACUCCGCCCUUUACCACUCGGCCUGCGUGUGGAACGUCGAGGUGUACCCAGACAGGGUAAGUGAUGGCAGGCAGCCCUGUUUGCCUCCAGGCUCCUUCCUCAGCUGUUCUUCAGACAAUACUGUCCGGCUCUGGAACACUGAUGGACACAACACAACUCUUAGCCGCAACGUCAUCAGCAACGACCUCCAGAAGAUCAUCUACAUGGACAACAACACGGCCGGCCUGCUGGACACAGAGUGCCUCAACUCGGGGAACGGAGAGAAGGCCGACCCCCAGACCUCCGAGACCAGGACGGGCAUCAGGACCAUGUGUGUCAGCCCAGACGGGCAGCACCUGGCAUCGGGCGACCGGACCGGCACCUUGAGGAUCCACGAUCUAGAGAGCAUGGGGGAGAUUCUGAACGUUCAGGCCCACGACUCAGAGAUCCUGUGUCUGGAAUACUCCAAGCCUGAGACGGGGCUGAAGCUGCUAGCCACAGCGAGUCGAGACCGGCUGAUCCACGUGCUGGAUGCAGAGCGGGAGUACAGCCUGCUGCAGACGCUGGAUGAACACUCCUCUUCCAUAACCGCUGUACGAUUUGCUGCCAAUGAAGGCAAGGUCAGGAUGAUCAGUUGUGGCGCUGACAAGAGCAUCUACUUCCGCACAGCGCAGAAGUCAGAUGAAGGAACCGUGUUUACCCGCACCCACCACAUCGUACGCAAGACAACGCUGUAUGACAUGGAUAUCGACCCCACCAGGAAGUAUGCUGUUAUUGGUUGUCAGGACCGCAGCAUCAGAAUCUUCAACAUCAGUAACGGAAAACAGAAGAAACUGUACAAGGGUUCCCAAGGAGAGGAUGGGACUGUCAUCAAGGUUCAGACAGACCCCUCAGGGCUGUAUGUGGCCACCAGCUGUUCAGACAAGAACAUCAGCAUCUUUGACUUCUACUCUGGGGAGUGUGUGGCCACCAUGUUUGGACACUCUGAGGUUGUGACUGGAAUGAAGUUUACCAAUGACUGCAAGCACAUGAUAACUGUGUCUGGUGAUAGCUGUAUCUUUGUGUGGCGUCUGGCCCCGGAACUGACUAUCAGUAUGAGACAGCGUCUCUCGGACCUCAAGCAGAAUGGCAAGCCAGUUCAGAAGACCCCACUUCACAAACCUUGCAAUCUCAGCACCAGGAGAGAGGUACAUAGCACCCCUCCCAUUGUCACCAUGUCCUCUGACAGUGACAAAGAGGUGGAGGAGGAGGGGAUAGAAGAAGAGGAUGAGGAAGAGAGGGUCUCUCCUUACAUGGUGUCAGGCUGCAGUGCAGGGGAAGAGACAGAUACCUCAGAUGAAAAGCACAACUCUCAUGAACUGAAAAGGGAGAACUCUUUUGGCAGGCGGUCCUCCCAGGGCAGUCACCACUCUGAGGACAGGGGUCCCCGUCCGCGGCGCCGCUGGUCCAGACGCAUGGACAGCAUGGAUCUGAUGGUCAAGUCCAUGUUAGACCUCAGACAGCUGGACUCCUUUGCCAUGCCCCCCUCCUCCCCCACUAAGACCCAGACCCAGCCUGUUUCUGACUCCUUCAGAGACCCAUUCAGAGAGGAAGAGCUGGGCAGUACCAUCAGCCUGCAACCCCUCACUGCAUGGGGGGAGUCUGAGCAGAGGUCCCAGCAGCGGCCCAAAUACAUCACGCUCUCUCCACAGACACCUGACACAGAGACAGGCCCAGUGCUGUACCCCGACGGCUUUGAGGACAGGGUCAGCUUAGCCGGCAGUGAGUACCUGGUGAAGGAGCUGCUGCCUGGGCCUGGGGCCAGCAGGAGUGUGAAGGGGUACCAGAACCAGAACCAGUGGAGCCAGGGUCACCAUGACAAACACAGCCCAGACAGCGCCUGCUCUGUGGAAUACUCCAGCAGCAGACUGUCCAGCCCAGACAAUCAGCAGCAGCCACCUGGAGAGGACCCUGAGCCCACGGAGCCUCUCAGUGUGGAUGGGAACUCCUCUGAAUUGGACCUGGAGGAACUGGAGGUGGAAGAGGAGGGGGGCGUAGGGAGGGGAGAUGCCAAGGGGGUGACGGUAGUACCCCAGACCCCCGACCAGGAGGCCUUCCUCAAACAGCACUUUGGCAACCUGGCUGAGCUUAACAACCCAGUGAGUCCGACGAGAGCUGCCACCCCUGACAAUAUCAGCAUCUCCUCCAAGUUCCUGUCUCAAUGCUCUACUGGAAGCAGGACCUCCUUUCCAUUCCUAUCUAAGAGCAUUGGUGAGGGGAAGGUAGGCAGCGGUGUGGUGAGGCCCCUGGUCUCUCAGGUGAGGCCUCUCAUGGAGCGCAACCAGGACAGAGACCAGAGCCAAGCCCAUAGCCAGAGGAAGGUCUCAGAAGACUCUCAAAAGGGCCCCACCGGGAGACUAGAAGUAGUGGACACUACGGAGAAGUUUCUUAAUCUGCGGGCCUCUCCUCUGAGGAAGAAGCUGUUUAACCCUGCAGUGGACUCCCGUAGGAUGGUCAGCCCUGUGACCAAGGCUGCAGCCUCUCACCUCACAACUACCGGCAUGAGGAAGUCCCAGUCAGUCCAGAACCUGCACACUGAGGACAUGCCUCUAACCCUGUCUCGGCCCCCCAAGGAGGUGGCCCCCCUGCCCCAUCACUCCCAGCUUCAUCACUCCCAUGCCAGCGAGGGUCAAGUGACACUCCCCACCACCCCCCGCAGCACACUGCCCAGCGUGCCCCCCUUCUGCAGCCCCACCUCCCCCCAGCCUCAGGACAACACCAGUACCAGCCACAGCACAGCCACUAUGCCCAGGAGUCUAAAGUCCCGCUGCUCCUACAUGAGCCCCACCACCAGUUCCAUGGCCAAGAUGUCCCGCUCCUUUUCCAUGGGAGACAACCUAAACGUGACUGAAGAGGAGUCUGGAAGUAGUUCCAACACCUCCAACCCUCCAACGACCAAGAGUCAGAGCUGCUCCUCCCAGAGCCCGAGUACUAAAGCAUCUUUCCCAGUGGCCAUGGUCUCCUCGGCGUCGUCCUCCCUCUCAGGGAUGGGUUUAGCCAUGCCCCAAGCUGCUGUUAUCCCCAACCUCAUAGCUAGCUCUAACCCUAACCCAACCACCAAGAGUCUGCAGGCCAAGCUGAUGUGCAGCACCCAGCCCCAGCUCAACCUGGACAUCUCCAAGUCCCUCCCAGACAAGCCCUCCCUGGCAGUCUUCACACCCAACAGUACCUCCAAGACCACCACCACUUCCUCCAAGACUGUCAAAGAGGACAACCUCUCCCCCAGAUCCCCAGUUAGCUCAUUGCCCCAGGAGGGCCAGAAUCAACCACCACUGCUCUUCAACAACGUCCAGCUAGUCAUUGCACUGUCCCCCUCCCCUGCUGCUCCUUGGGAGACUAGCCCAGUGCUGAGCCCUGAGGCGGAGCAGCUUGGUCUCACCGCUGAGCUGCGUCCUGAGGCCCUUGUUGUAGACAACAGACUGGAACAGCCAAAGACAGAGGAAAGCCAGGGCCUGACCCAGGAGGAGAGCCCCGUGACGGAGCGGUCUCUUCAGGGCAAUCCGGUCUACCUGCUGUCACAACGAGGGCCCGGCCAGGACCACACAGGUUUGCUCCAGCGUUCUCCCUCCUUCACCCUGUCAUCUCUGCGUCUGGGCCUGACCAGCACCAAGCACUUCUUUACUACUGGUGCACUGUGGCCUGCUGUCUCCACCCCCAUGUACUCUUCACCUUCACCCUGUCCAUGUCCUCCGUCACUUAACCGGUUUCUCUCGAUUGACGAUUCUCUCAGUAUGGAGUCGUGCAAGGUGUUGGCCAGCGAGCUACAGAACUCGUUUAGGAAGGCCUCCCGGUUCUACAGGAUGGUGAACAGUGUGCCUGUAGCCUCCAGGCAGGAGCAGCAUGAGAUGGCCCGGGUCCUGUCUGAGGCCUUUGAGGUUGUGAGGGCCGAGCUGAGCUCCCUGCCGCAGAGCUCACUACCAUCCCCCUCUGGAGAACCGGCAGCAGGAGGCUCCCUGUGUACGCUGGGCUGCCGGCCUGUAGGACCAGGCACAGGGGGAUCAGGCUCAGGGGAGGAGAGGACUCUGGCUCUGCUGGAGCAGUACUCUGAGCUCCUCCUCAAAGCUGUGGAGAAGAGGCUGGACAACAAUCAGGUCUCCUAGAGACAUCUCAAGGGAGAGGCAUCUUACUUUAUUUACCCCACCCUUUAAGACUGAACCAACAAACCUUCUGACAAAUGUAGAAUUUUAAGCCAUUGUGCAAGGAUAUCUGCAGAGCUGAUUGAUCAGGGGACCUACUACAGUACUUGUUAUUUAAAUCAACUUUUUGAAGAUGAACAAAUUAAAAUAUUCAUGAGGGACAUCUUUUUUACAAGUUAUUUGUUAAAGGACUUCUUAUCUCUCUCGCGAUGGUGAAGCUUGCAGUCAGCACAAAGGCCCACUGUAAUGGGCCAACGUAUAACACUAACAUGCCAACAGCACAGAUACUGGUUAUGUAGGGAGACCCCUCAGGAUGAUCGAUGCCUCAGCAUUCAUUCCCAGUGUGGCUAAGCUGCACUACAGACUGUCAUUGACUAACCUUCCUCCCUCUGUGUGUCACCUACCAGAUAACUGCACUCUCACAACCACUUGUUUUGUUUUAUUCACCCAUCUUGCCAAAUAUUGUGCCCUGCUACUUUGUUUUAAGUAAGUUAGCCUGAGGCUAAUACACAAGUAAUUAGCGGUUAUGCCCUUUGUUACAUACUCUAGAUCUCCCCUCGAUGAAGGAAAUAUGAAUAGUUGCUACAUUUGAUACGGGCUAUCAUUUUAUAAUAAUAAUAAAUAAUAUAAUAAUAAUAUAUGCUGGGUAGAAGUAGCAGAACAUUUUGGAGAAUCGAAGGGUGUUGUUGUUCAAUACCUUUCCUGACCCCAGUGAUCUAAAACAAUACAAUUGUGAUCGCUACAAUUUAAACUUUCUGUGUUGGUGUCCCUGUCCCAACCAGGGCUCUCACCCACCAACCCGUUGGACCAGGUCAUAGCCUCCUCAAAACUACAAGUGGAACACAAGACCCUUCCAAGUCAUAGAAGCCAGAUUAUCAGAUAUAAUGUUUUAGUGGAUGAGUUCAUACAUUGUGUUUUGAGAGGCCCUGUCGGUGUGUGAUGUGUGGUUGUAUUUAUUAUGUUGUAAAAGGUCCAUGUUACAAAGGGUUUUUCAGCCUCUUGUUGUACAGUUUGUUUUGAGACUGGUGUCAGUAUGUUUUGUGCCAGAGCUAGGUCAUCAGUGAGGGACCAACAUGCAAAAAACAGACCACCUUGAAGAUAUACAGUAUCAACUGAGUCUCCUCGUUCUUCAACUCUACUGGAUGAUUUUAUAAAACGUGUGAAUUGUGUUCCCAGUAAUAAUACAAAUGUUUCAAGGAAAUGGGUGCCUUAAGUCAAAACCAUAUUUUUUCAUGGUUCUAAAUGUGUUAGGCAAUACCAAAAUAAUAUUCAAUUGUAAUCAAAAGGCAACUACUGAAAUGUAUCUACUGCUGUGGGAAUCAAAUGACAUUGAGGAGAAGUGUUCUCUGGUGACAAUGAAUAGAGACAUCUUAGUGUUGGGUUACUUGAGGAUAAGAACAUAUUUCAUUCAUAGCUCUUCAGAGCUCUGCUGCACCAAGUCCUCAACAUUAAUUGGCUUCAUGUUUUUAUCCUAGUCUCUGGUACAUUUCCACCACAGUAACAAUAUAAAGCACUUUUUUCCUAUCAAAAUGGUCAUAGGUCAAAUUAAUGUAUUUGUAAUAGCUUAGGAUACUAAACUGAACCUUCAGGGUCUCUGUGUGUAUAUAAUGGUGGAACGUAUGUGAGUCGAGGGCUCAGACUAAUUAUUAUGUUCUGCUUGCUGCUAUGGUAAUUGUGGCCGCAGACAAGCACAACAUUGCCCUCUGCUGUUGGACCUAAAUCACUGCCCAGCUGCUAUGACAGACAGCCCAAUCACUCACCUCCCACCACUCAUCUCUGGUCAGGAUAAUGAUAUGCUAUGCUAUAAUACACUAGUGCUCUCAAACAAUAUUUUAAUCACCUGUGUAUACAGUACUGGGUAUUUUCUCAGUUAUUGUUACUUGUUGUUAGGAAACUUUCACAUCUUGGUAGAAACUGUCUGAUCAGGUACCCAAUGUUCUUCUACUCUUUCAAAGUGCCACGCCUGUAACUCCUUUCUACUGUUGAUUAAAGCAUUGUAUGUACAAAUGACUAGAUGGAUGUGCAUGGACAGACCGCCGAGAUGUUAAAUUGCAGUCGAGCCCUGAAAGGACAUGGGUUAUGGUAUAGAAUAAGAAUGAAUUAUUCUGCUGUUUAUUAGUUAUUCACUAUUUCCCCAUCUGAUUGACAAUAUUCAGAACGGUAACGUUAUCUAGCAGACUGGAGGCUUCGUUAAGACAUAGGAUUGUAUUUCAAUGGACAGUAGUACAGAUACCUUGUAACUUUCUGCUGCUUGUAUGCAUGAGUAUAUAUGCAUGAAGGGUGGUGAAUGGAGGUUGACUGACUGGCUCGUUCCUUAGUAGGAUUGCAUGGUUGAACGUACCCUAGGCUUUUUAAAGAGUCAAUCCCGCUCUUUUUCACUGACUGGUACCCCUGUAGCUGACCCUAGUUCUAAUCUCACCUUUUGUAUGUUAUGAUGAUUACUUGUCUUAAACUGCAGAUCAUGGACCAGCAUUUUCCUCUUUUAGGAAUGAUCACCUUUCAGCCAUUUUGUGAGCUGUUUUCUGUUUUGCACCAACCUCAGUGUUUUUACUGUAUUCCCUCUCUGAACUUCUCUCUCUGCCAGAGAAUAAAAACAGAUUUAUUACACUCAA
This is a messenger RNA of Oncorhynchus gorbuscha (pink salmon), 8787 nucleotides long. Its product is annotated as mitogen-activated protein kinase-binding protein 1-like. Lineage: Eukaryota; Metazoa; Chordata; Actinopteri; Salmoniformes; Salmonidae. Gene Ontology annotation, molecular function: protein binding. The record is from RefSeq and is a predicted model, not a curated record.